This is a messenger RNA of Misgurnus anguillicaudatus (oriental weatherfish), 2376 nucleotides long. RefSeq names its product protein rapunzel. The record is from RefSeq and is a predicted model, not a curated record. NCBI's taxonomy places the organism in Eukaryota, Metazoa, Chordata, Actinopteri, Cypriniformes, Cobitidae.
CCUUUACCACAAUAAAACCAUGGUUAAUUUUCGUAAGGGAAGACCUUGACCAUGAUUUUACUAGAAAUAUCUUUAAAUUGUUGUUACUGCAGCAAAACCGUGGUUAAAUUACAAAGUUACACUGAUAUUUUGCCGGAAACUGACGUUACCAUGGUAAAUGUUCAGACUAGUUAAAAGCAAUAGUUUAGAUUCCUCCCGUAUAUCUGAAGGGUGUGUCGAGAUAGAGAAGAACCGACACGUGAUCAGAAGUUACUCCACACAGAUCAGCACAAACUUGUGUUUUCUUUCAUUCUUUGCCAUUUGUGAUCGAUUUAAGGUAAGCCCACCUGGAUUCGAAUUAUCCACUAUUAUCCACUACAGGAAACCAAGACUGACACGUAUUUUUGGCAAAUAAAAAUUUUGAAGGAUGGCCGAACAACUACAGAAAAUUGCACAGAAGAAGGAUGUCGUGGAGACCGUGAUGGAAGUAUUUGAGCAGGGUGCCGAAGUGAUAGCUAGCGUCGCUGGAGAUAUUUUCCCUGUUUUUUCCAUCGUGGCUCCUAUUGUAAAACUAGCGCUGGAUAAUGUAGAGAGCAAGGAGGCUCAGUACAUGACAGAACAGUUUCAGAAGGUACGAGAUCGCCUCGAAGCCGUUUCUGAAGAGAUCCAGCAGAUCAACAAUGAGAUCAAGAGAAGCGGCAUAGAUGAUACCUACUUCUCUGUGGAGGAGAACCUGCUCAACCAGUUCCGCAAAUUUAUGGAGGUCCUCAAUGCCAAACCUAAAUUCAGAGAAGUCAGAAAGAAGACCUUCCUGGAGCACUUCAAGAAGACAGGUGGUGACAACAACCUCCACAAACUGUAUAACGCGGUAACAGGAGAUAAUUUCUCUGGAGAGUCCGUGCUGGAGAUCACGCUAAACUAUGAGCAGAAGAGCCGCAGGCCAGUGGAGGAAUUUUGUGCUAUGCUGAAGCAACUGUUUUGCAUCGGUUUGAUAGCUUUAGUGGGACACGCAAGUCUGGAAGGUUAUGGUGAAGAAGAGAAGUUGCUUCAAGAGUGGGGCGAGAAGAUGAAAGUGGUCCAAUCUAAAAUGAUUGUCGUAAUCGAAGACUGCAUCAACAGCUUUCCCACGCAGGCUGAGCUGGACUCCAAACGUAUCGUGAGAGACCACAGCGACAAAAGCAACCAGCAGCUGGCUGACAUGUUAAUCGAACAUUUGAAAAAGAAAUACGACUGGGUGUGCUGGUCGGUCCGUGUCUUUAACUCUCCUACGGGCAUACUCACCAGUAAGAAAGACUUUCAUGGUUUGACGGGAAAGAGUCGAUUUCAGGUGCCGACAUCUGAUGAGAAGUUAAACGUUGUGAUCUCGUACAGCGCCUCGCCUGAACCCGUACGUAAAGACCAGAUACAGAAUCUGAUCUCGGAACAGAAGAAGCCCGCCAUGACGGCGAUGGCCGAACAGCUUUUUGAGGCGAUCCCUGUUUGUGUGGUUCAUACAGUCAAGAACUCAUGUAAAGAUCUGGGCUUCUCCUGCAGCUUCUCUGAUGAGCUGCACUACUAUGAAAAGUUUAAGAAUUUCUGUGUAUUUCUUCAUUCUGCCUAAAGCCAGCAGGAAACAAUAAUGUCAUGGUCAACAGCUAAACAGAUGUUUGCAACAUGAUACUUUAGUAGACCUUAAAAUGACAAUACGUAACCAUUAUGUGGUUAUGACUUAAGGGCCAAAACAUAUUUUAGUGACAACUGAGAGUUUAAAACUAUGACUGAUAUACUAUUCACUGUCUUUUUAUACAUUUUUAAAUAGUCAUGUUUUAUCCAAGCUUCUCUAAAGUUGUAAAUCAGUGGUUCUCAAACAUUUUGCCCCGCAAGCCCCCCUCCCACCGCGUUGUGUGGGGUGCAUUCCUUUGCGCCCUACACAAUUUAUUAUUUAAAUAAUUGUUAAUUAAUAAUUCUUUGAAAUCUGGAUUUAUUAUAAAUAAAGUAUUUUAAAUGUCAUAAAACUGCCCCCGGCACCAUCUUGCACCUCCCAAGGGGGGCGCGCCCCAUGGUUUGAGAACCACUGCUGUAAAUAAAUACUUUUAUUAUUUAAAUUAUGUACUUUUAUAUUUCCAAAAUUCAAAUCUUUGAAAGCUAUUCAGAGUGCUUUUCAACAAAAGUAUAAAGGUAAUCUAGUUACUCAUGAGAACAAUUGAGAAGCUCAGAUGCAAAACCGCUAAACGCAGCCCGGCCACACAAAAUUACGUACCUAUAGUCAUUAGUCACGUAAUUUUUUUAUUCUUUUUCGUGAUACUGUCACGAAUUUCUGAGUCUUUUCGUGAUCGUAUCACGAAUUUCUGUUUAUGUGUCAUUGUCACGUAUUGGUUACUCAACUGUUUUCUCCUAUUUUCUUACCAUUGUCGCUUC